CUGUUGUAAGUUAUUUUUUGUUCUGAUUUUUCAUUUUUCUGUCUUGCCAAAGGAAAUUCGAACUUUCCGAUGUGAAAUUCGAUAUUUCAUGUGACAAAGUUUGUUUUUGUUCCAAAUUUCGUGAUACAUUCUAAAUAUGUUGAUAUUUUAUUUGAAAAGUCGAGAUUUUUUGUUGUGCAACGUCGCGUUGCGUUUUUAAUUUCGAAAUGUUCACAUUCAUAAAUAUAGUUUUCGAAUUGUUUCGUCGCGUUUUUCGCUCUAAAAACUCGAUUUUUCUCCGAACUUUGCGCUUCAAAAAAUAAAUUCAGACGAAUUUCGAUUUUAAUCGUGAACUUACCUCGGAUAAGAUCUCUUAAUUUUCAAAAAAAAAAAACAAUCGAUUCUCCUAUUUUUCAUUUUCAUUAUUCUCGAUCGAGAAAAGAGACAUAUGUCUCUCUUUGUCCUCUUCAAUUAGUCGUAAAUUUUAUUUUACAAACUUUGCCCCCGAAAAUAUGUAUUUCGCAUUUUUUUCAUGUGACUUCCUCUUCUUCUAAUUUUUUAGAACCCUUUUUUAUAACCAUGUUUUUAGAUUUUUUGAAUGGAAAAAAAAUGAUAAGAGGACAAAGUACAACAUUCUGGUUUUUCAUCUAUCGAAAAAAAAUCUGAUUUUUCUGCCACUUGUCAUUAAUUUUUCAGAUUGGAACGAAGAAAAACAAAACAAAAAAUAGAUAGGAAAAACAAAUAAAACAUAUUGAUUUUCAGCCUAAUUUUCAUUUAACAGUUUUGCUAAAAAUUUUGGACUUUCCCCUUGAAAAAAAUGAUACGCUAAUAAAUCAAAACUCUCGUCUUCAUCAAUCAUUUUUUCAUUGUCUCUAUAUAUAUUUAUUUGGGUCGUUCACACAUUCUGCAAAAAAAGUGAUAAAAUCUGCACUUUUUGACCCAAUAGAGUUUCUUCAAUUCUCUAUUUGUUUUAAAUUCUUUUUUUUUUAUUGCUGAAUUGGAGAAAAAGAAUUGAACUGUCAUGUGAUCAUUAAUAUUUACUCAAGAAAAUAAAAUUGAAUAGAAAACCAUCUGCUGCAGGUGUUUCUUCCGUUUUUCGAGAUUUUUUCAAAUUCUUGAGAAGUCUUCUAAUCAUUUUUCUUUUUAUUUUCGAAAUCAAUUUAUAUUAGGAGUUUAGUUUGGAACAUUUUAACUAAAGUUCGUUUUUUAUAUUUUUCUUGUCCUCAUUCUCAACAAAUCCGCCUUCUCCAAUUAAUCAAGAUAAUCUACAAAUUCCAGACACACACGCACAAAAAUACCACACGAAUUGCUAUCAAAAUACACGGCCAGUUGGCUUGCCGAUGUGGCAAGUUCGCUGGCAGAAGCGCCGCGGAAAAUGUGGCAAUUAACCGCGUGGACUUAUCAAAUAUUCACAGAUGACGAUGUCGAAUUACCCGAAAUGUCGUCAACUAUGAGACAAUUAUCGAAAAAUAAUCGAGAACAGGAAUUUCAUGAUUUUGUGCGACAACAGAUUGUAAGUUUUGAUGAAUGAAGAGUUUUUUUUCGGAAAUUACCUGAACAUUUUUUCAGAUUUGCUUGUGGAUUUUUAUGGCAUUCUAUUUGUUUGCAUAUUGGCUGAUAUCAAAACUAAAACGAAAAACGGAACGAGAAGCAUUAUAUGCUGGAGAAGAGGAUUAUUUCGUAUACAGAGUUUCGUGAGUAUUUUUAAAUGUUAUUUCAAACUGCGACGGAUUCAUAAAAAUCGGACAAAGUUUGAAAAAUAUUACUUGAUUCAUAUUUCAAAUCUGGAAUCCGUUUCGGCUGAAAUCUUAAUUCCAAAAAAUCCAAACCAUUAUUUUUCUUAAGAGUUUGGAUGUGCAGUAUAUCAAUGUCAGUUUCAAUCGGAAGUUUAACCCUUUUACCAUUUUCUGUAAUCGGUGUUGAAUUAUUACAAUUAUACAAAGAAGGACACGAUAAUAAUUAUUAUAUUCAAUGGUUAUCAUAUUCACUUAUUGGUUCGCUCUGGAAUUAUGUAUUUAUUCUAUCGAAUUUAUCACUUUUUGUUCUUCUUCCUUUUUCCUAUUUUUUCAUCGAAUCUCAAGGAUUUUCAACAACAAGAAAUAGGAAUGGAAUAACUCAGCGAGUCUACGAAACAUUGGCCAUUUCUGCACUUUUUAUCGUUGUUCUUCUAUGUUUGGCUGAAAUUGUAUUGACGAUUUUCAAAUAUCCCGUCACAUUUUUAUCAAUAUCUUCUGUAAAUCUACCACUGAUUUAUUCAUGUGUCUCACUUUUUGGUGCACUUUUAUUGCUCAUUUCGACGCCUUAUGGAUUUGCGAGAAUGUUUUCUGUUGUUAGAGAAUAUUUUUGUGCUUCUGAAAAUGAGAAUGCGAAUGGAAAUAUUGAAGAAGUAAGUAUUUUGGGGGAAAUUUUGAAAAAAAUCGAUAAUUUUUGAAUACCGAAUGGGAUCCCAUGGGUUUUGCAAAAGUUAAAAUUCUAUUGUAUAAAUGGGAACCGAAAUUUUUUUUUUAAAUAAUCGUUCACUACGUCAUAACUUGACUUCAAUUCAGAAGAUCUAAUCAAAACGUAAAAAUUGUUUUCAGCUUCAACUCGAAAAAUCAAGAGAAGAAUCUCAAGCUGCUGAAUUAGUUCUACCCUUCUUUGAAGAUGAAAAUCGGAAAGAUUCAGAUAGUGGAAUCGAAACAGGAUCAGUUGAAGAAGGUGGAGCUGGCGAUUUUUUGGCCCAAAAAUCGAGAAAAAGAUGGAAAAAGAAACAUGAUUAUGCAGAGGAUAGUGAAGAAAAUAAGAAUAUGGAAAUACACAAAAAACGAGAGAAUAAAAGUAUUGAGAGAAGGGAUCCACCGAAAACACCAAGACAACGACAUUUUUCGGAAUCUGGUGAUUUUGCCGAUUUUUCGCCGGAACAUUUUUAUGUGGCGAGUCCGGAACAGAAUCAGUAUAGAAAGAAUUAUAAAAGUGAAUUGAAUUUGCCAAGAUUCUUUUCGGAUUUGACGAUUGCGAGUCCGAUUUUUGCAUCAACACCGCUCGGGUGAGUUUUUUUUGUGAUUAGUUAUGGCGUGGCAUUUUUUGAUCAUAUUUGGUUGAAAGUCUAAAUUUUCCCAUUUGAAAAAUAAAGUUUAUUUUUCUUCAGAUUAUUCAACGUCCAAACCCGAAAAAAUCGAUCGCGAUCCGAAGAAGCACUUUGGCGACCAUCCUCUUCAGCCCUUUGCACUCCUCUCAAAAUUCCACGUCGAAGUGUUUUUCGUCGUGUCGCUGAACGAUUAUUUUUGAGAUUUGGCGAAAAUUCACGACGAGGAAGAAUUUAUGGAUUAUUAAUGAGACUUCGAUUUCCAACAAUUGUUGCUAUUUUAUUGGUUUUGACCACAAUUGCUUUAAUGAUGGUUGCAAUUAAUUCAUUGAAAUUGUUAUUUGGAUUUCGAAGUUUACCAGAAUAUGCACAGAUAAUUGAAGUAUCAACACGUCAUUCUUUUGGUUUAUUUGGUGCAUUUAUUGAAACUUUAAUUAUAAUAUAUGUGAUGUUAACAUCAUUUAUUGGUUUAUAUUCUCUUCCAUUAUUACGACAAUUUCGACCAAUUCAAAAAGAUACAUCAAUGACCGCGAUUAUUAUUAACUCAUCAUUGGUUUUAGUUGUUAGUUCAGCUCUUCCAGUCAUUGUAAAUACUUUAGGUAAGAUUUUUUGUUGAAAAAACCUAUGGGAAUAUAGUGGAGACAAGAGCUCCGAAGCCUUUUAAAAUUUUGAAAAUUCAAUUUUUGAACCUAAAUCUCCAUUUUUCCAGGAAUGACAACAUUUGAUCUACUCGGUGCUUAUUCAUCUCUUCAAUGGCUCUCCUCAUUUCGUGUGGUUUUAGCCUACAAUUUAGUCUUCUUCAUAAUUUCCAUCGCAUUUUUAUUCAAUCAAUUGACGGCUUCAAUGCGAAUGGAAAUUGUGCGAAGAAUUCGACAACUUCGCCAAAAAAUUCGAACCAAAAUUGAAUAG
Molecule: messenger RNA, 3952 nt
Organism: Caenorhabditis angaria
Lineage: Eukaryota; Metazoa; Nematoda; Chromadorea; Rhabditida; Rhabditidae
Source: the annotation of a GenBank genome assembly